AUGGCAUUUGCAGGAACAACACAAAAGUGCACAGCCUGCAACAAUACAGUGUAUCUGGUUGAUCGGUUGGCAGCCGACAACCGGGUUUUCCACAAGGCCUGCUUCCGGUGCCACCAUUGCAGUGGUACCCUCAAGCUUGGCAGCUUCAACUCUUUUGAGGGGGUUCUGUACUGCAGGCCUCACUUUGAUCAGCUCUUCAAAAGAACUGGCAGCCUGAACAAGAGUUUUGAUGGAACUCCAAAAAUCUCGAAACCCGAAAAGCUUGUUGACAACGAGAAUGCUACUGCAAACAAAGUGUCAAGUUUCUUUGGAGGCACCAGGGAGAAAUGUGUAGGGUGUAACAAGACUGCCUAUCCAAUUGAGAGGGUGAGUGUCAAUGGAACAGCAUACCACAAGAGCUGUUUCAAAUGCACCCGUGGAGGUUGUACAAUAAGCCCAUCCAACUACAUUGCUCAUGAGGGAAGACUCUACUGCAAGCACCACCACACCCAACUCUUCAAGGAGAGAGGAAAUUACAGCCAGCUCGAGACCGACUCGGAAAAAGAGCCACUGCCAACUUCCAUGGAAAUUGCUGUCGCUUCGUGA
Ilex paraguariensis (yerba mate) is the source of this 585-nucleotide messenger RNA. NCBI's taxonomy places the organism in Eukaryota, Viridiplantae, Streptophyta, Magnoliopsida, Aquifoliales, Aquifoliaceae. The record is from the annotation of a GenBank genome assembly.